UCCUUUAUUCACCCUCAAAAAAAAAAAAAAAAAGGAGGAGAAUUAUUCAUGAUGAAGAAAUCCUCGUAGAGUGAAAUCAAAUCCCUCUCCAAAACGCCGCCGUUUCAAUGUUCCCGAAUUCCCUUGUCAUCUUGGCGGAGGCACAUUUCUUCGCCAGUAGCAGCGCGCCACUCUGCCUCAGACUCAGACCUCCUUACGACGACGGCGUGGAGACUCCGAUCUUGUCUAAUCCAUCUAUUCACAGGUAAACGUGGUCAUAUUCCGGCCAAAAAAAUGUGUUUUUCUCCUCUCAGAUGUCACGUUGGAAUGAGGAAUUCUGUUACCAUGUAUUCCGGUAGGAGUCUGUCUUACAUGAAAGCAUUGGGUAGUUUCCAGUAUAAAGGGUUUGAAAGCCUGAAGCAGCCAUUACAUACUUCCACUGAUAAUGAUGACGACUUUGAAGAAUUGGGUGAUCCAGUGGAAAAAGGUUUACCUAUGCCUAUAAAAUUGAAGACAGAAAAGCCUGAACCUUAUAGAUGGAAAGUAAAUGCUAUCCAAAAAGGUUCGUGUGGCUCAUAUUUGAAGGAAUGGGGAAGCUCCAGCUUGAAAGAUAUGCCUCCAGAAGCACGGAAUGGUUUUCCAGCUUCUGGUCUGAGACUUGAUAAUGAGAAAAAGUCUUCUGACUCCAGAAUUUCACGUUGUGUUACAAUUGAGAAUGUACCUUCUAUAAUCAAACCUUCACAGUUGAGAGAGGCAGUUUCAGCUUUUGGCACGGUCUCAAUAGUUUCCAUGAGAUCAGUAGAAAAUGGACUUGAUUGCUGUGAUGUUGAAUUCCAGAGUACUGAAUCAAGCCAGAAAGCAAUAGAGACUGGCAGUGUCACAAUUGAUGGCUUCAAUCUUGCAAUUCAUCCUGUGCAUGUCUUUCAAACUAUUGCCAUCAGAAUCAGCAACAUUCGCUCAGGAACGACUGAUUCCACCAUACACUCUGUAUGUACAUCCUGUGGUCCUUUGGAGGGGCUCAUGAGGGUAGAACAAGAUACCGUGGAUGUUUUCUUUAGAGUGAGGACCAAAUCUGAUAUUCAAAGAAUACUAAACAAAUUGGACGCCACAUUCAUGGAUACAUUCCGAUGGUCGGCCAAAUUUCAACCUAUAAAUUCUACCUCAGUGACAAUGACUGAUAAUGAUGACGGCAAUGAUGCUCUUUGUGACUUGGAGUUAAUCGACAUAAGAUUGGAUGAAUUGAGAAGGGAAAUCAUUUGGAAGAAGAUUUAUGCUGAAGACCUAAAGUGUCUACAUGAUUCCUUGGUUUACCUCAAAAAUCAUCCCCAAAUGCAGUAGCAACCUCUCUGAGAAAUGUUAAGGGGAUUAGUGAGAAAAUGAAUGUCAAAUUUUGAGAUCUCCAUUCUGAUUUUGAUUAUUAUUUCUGAGAAAUCCCAUGGGAAAAUGAAUUUUAAUAUUAACUGCAGAAUUAAUCCCUAAAUUUGAU
Molecule: messenger RNA, 1465 nt
Organism: Rubroshorea leprosula
Lineage: Eukaryota; Viridiplantae; Streptophyta; Magnoliopsida; Malvales; Dipterocarpaceae
Source: the annotation of a GenBank genome assembly